This is a messenger RNA of Miscanthus lutarioriparius, 1155 nucleotides long. Lineage: Eukaryota; Viridiplantae; Streptophyta; Magnoliopsida; Poales; Poaceae. The record is from the annotation of a GenBank genome assembly.
AUGGAGUACCGCGACAAGCUGGUGCUCGCGCCCAUGGUCCGCGUGGGCACCUUGCCAUUUAGGCUACUGGCUGCUGAAUAUGGUGCUGAUAUUACUUAUGGAGAAGAAAUUAUUGAUCACAAAUUGUUGAAGUGUGAGCGUGUUACAAAUGAAUCUCUUGGGACUACUGAUUUUGUGGAGAAAGGGACUGACAGUGUAGUUUUCCGUACAUGCCCAGAAGAAAGGGGUAGGGUUGUAUUCCAAAUGGGCACAUCAAAUGCUGUGAGGGCACUUAAAGCUGCUCAGCUUGUGUGCCAGGAUGUUUCUGCUAUAGAUAUCAACAUGGGCUGUCCAAAGUCUUUUUUGCUUAGUGGAGGGAUGGGUGCUGCCUUACUCUCCAAGCCUGAGCUUAUACAUGAUAUUUUGACAAGAUUGCUGAGGAACUUGGACACAACAGUGACUUGUAAAAUCCGUCUUCUGAACACACCUAAAGACACUGUGGAGUUGGCACGCCGGAUUGAGAAAACUGGUGUUCCUGCUCUUGCUGUCCAUGGAAGAAAGAUUAAAGAUAGACCAAGAGAUCCUGCCAAGUGGGAUGAGAUAGCCGAUGUUGUGUCAGCGCUGUCAAUUCCUGUUAUAGCUAAUGGAGAUGUCUUUGGGUAUGAGGAUUUUAAGAGAAUUAAAGAUGCUACAGGUGCUGCUUCUAUUAUGGUUGCUAGAGGUGCCAUGUGGAAUGCCUCUAUCUUUUGUGGGGGCGUACCCAGUGCAGAGAGCUUUCGCUCUGUGCAGGGUUUGGGAAAGGGUGUUAGUGGCAAGCCUUACCCUCGCUUGUGCAAUGCGAGGAGACCGCGACUCGAACCCGGGACCUUCCGGUCACAGGCGGUAAGACUCUACCGCUUGCACCAGGCCCGCCUCUAUCUUUUGUGCCAAAGGAAAAACACCUUGGGAGGAUGUCAAGAGAGAGUAUGUAAGAAAGAGCAUAUUGUGGGACAACGAUGUGAAGAGCACGAAACAUGCCUUGAAAGAAAUGAUAAUGCACUAUUCUUUUCCUUGAACUGCCUGAGGGGAAAGCUUCUGCUUGGAUUCCUAUCUCACUUUUUAUUAAUGGGAUUAGGAGGAAUCUGCCCUGCCACCAAGGAAAACGAGAUUUGCCAUUUUGGCGCUGUCUGGACUUAG